Molecule: messenger RNA, 1302 nt
Organism: Acyrthosiphon pisum (pea aphid)
Lineage: Eukaryota; Metazoa; Arthropoda; Insecta; Hemiptera; Aphididae
Product: zinc finger protein 664-like
Exons: 3
Coding region: 1-1302 (433 amino acids)
Biological process (GO): regulation of transcription by RNA polymerase II
Molecular function (GO): RNA polymerase II cis-regulatory region sequence-specific DNA binding; DNA-binding transcription factor activity, RNA polymerase II-specific
Source: RefSeq, a predicted model, not a curated record
AUGGAACCAUUAAGAACAACUAUUGAUGAAUGCACAAUAAAGUCCAUGUACGAUGAUAUAAUGCAUGGUUCUAGAGUGCUGUCAAUUCCUCUUAUAAGAUGUGACGAUCAAGUAUUUAAAUACAAUGGAAGUAUUAAACAGGAAAACAUUGAUAAUCAAGUUUUAAAUGGAAUGAUAAAACAGGAAAUUAUUCAUGAAACUGACCAUCACAAUGAUAAUAGGCAAACAUUACAAGAAGGAGUUAAAUGCGAAUUUGAUGAAGAAAUUAAUACAAUUGAUACCUUAAUAAAAAAUGAAAUGGAUUUGAACGACGGUUAUGUGUUUAAAGGAUCAUUUAACAACGAGUGCUAUUCUUCGGAACUAAUAAGUCAAAUAAAUUCGGACAAGACUGCGCACUCAAACUCAAAAGCACUCCUCAAAAGAAAUUCGAAGACUCCUACAAGUAACAUAAGAAAACGUUUAUUUUGUGACAACUGUGGAAAGUGGUCUUCUACUAAAACUGAUUUGCUUACACAUAUAUCGGGUUGUACAGCAGGAAACAUUAAUAAAACAGAUAUUUGUGAUAAAGGGCUUUCUAAAGCAAAAGAUUUGAAAAAGAAUAUAAGGCCUCAUACUAAAUUAAAGUCAUAUAAAUGUGAUGUCUGUGGUAGUGGGUUUUCUCAAGCAGAAGGUUUAAAAAGGCAUAUGAGAACACACACAGGAGAGAAGCCAUACAAGUGUGAUACCUGUAAUCAUAAAUUUUCUCAAACUUCAAAUUUAAAAGUUCAUAUGAGAACACAUACAAGAGAGAAGCCAUACAAGUGUCAUGUCUGUGAUCAUGCAUUUUCUGUAGCUGCAAGUUUAAAAUGCCAUAUGUGGACACAUACAGGAGAGAAGCCAUUUAAGUGUCAUGUCUGUGAUCGUAAAUUGUCUGCAGCUUCAAGUUUAAAAGUUCAUAUGAGAACACAUACCGGAGCUAAACCAUAUACUUGUGAUGUUUGCAAUACUGCAUUUUCUCAAUCUCAAAUUUUAAAAGUCCAUAUGAGAACACAUACAGGAGAUAAACCAUAUACAUGUGAUAUCUGUCAUCAUGGAUUUUCUCAAACUGUUUCUUUAAAACGGCAUAUGAGGAUACAUACAGGAGAGAAGCCAUACAAGUGUCAUGUCUGUGAUCAUGAAUUUUCUGUAGCUUCAAGUUUAAAAUGCCACAUGAGGACACAUACAGGAAAGAAUCCACACAAGUGCGAUGUCUGUGCUUAUGAAUUUGCUUAUUUAGGAAAUUUAAAUAAGCAUAAAUUGACACAUACUGGAGUAAAGCCAUAA